Pungitius pungitius (ninespine stickleback) is the source of this 1154-nucleotide messenger RNA. RefSeq names its product E3 ubiquitin-protein ligase TRIM47-like. The record is from RefSeq and is a predicted model, not a curated record. Lineage: Eukaryota; Metazoa; Chordata; Actinopteri; Perciformes; Gasterosteidae. Gene Ontology annotation, molecular function: zinc ion binding. The transcript is spliced from 4 exons. Bases 206 to 1063 code for a protein of 285 amino acids.
UUGUAUUUCAGUUUAAACAUUCCAGCAUUUAGAGGUUUUUUUUGAGAGUUUUAGUCUGUGUUUGAUGAAUGGAGGUGAUCAUUAAACACCACCUCUGUGUAUCAGUGGUGUAAAUAAUGAGGUAUUCAAGUCACCUCGGAGCCAAUUUGGACUGACACCUGAUGCAUCCACAACCACAGCCGAUGGAAGACGACGUCCUCGCUGCAUGCUGACAGCGUCCGGGAAUCGUCCCGACCCGAUGUCCGACCCGCCUCAGUGCUGCAUCUGUCUGGAGGGGUUCACCCGCCCCGCCUCCCUGCCCUGCGGUCACUGCUUCUGCCUGAGCUGCAUCGGCGAAUACUGGAGGAUCAACGGGGCCUGUCGGUGCCCGCUGUGCAAGGCCAGUUUCCCCACGAGGCCGCCGCUCGACGCAGCCCAGGCGCCCGGCGCCCCCACCGAGGAGGAGGAGGAGGAGGAGGAGGAAGAGGAGGAGGCGCCUCUGAAAGCCGGAGAGGUGCCCUGUGACCUCUGCCCCGCGAAGCGCAGGGCCGUCAAGUCCUGCCUGGUGUGCCUGGCCUCGUACUGCGGCGCCCAUCUGGAGCCCCACUACCAGAGAGAAGACCUCGGGCGCCACCUGCUGAUCAACGUGGUGAAGAACCUGGAGGAGUCCGUGUGCGGCCUGCACGGCAAGCAGCUCAACAAGUUCUGCAGGAGCGAUCGGACGUGCAUCUGUGCCGUGUGUGUCCAGACGGAACACAGGGGCCAUCACAUCGUCUCCGUCCACAGGGAGGCCACCAGGAUGAAGGUGAAACUAAAAUGGAGAAAGGCGAAACUUCAGCAAGCGAUCCAAGAGCGACUGAGCGAAGUUGAGAAAAUUGAGCUCUCCGCCGGCCUCGGGGGUCAAGACCCCAGCGCGGAACGGGCUCAGAGCAAAGAGCUCAUCGGGCGGCUGGAGGAGGGAAUCUCGGCGCUGCAGAGCAGAAGCGCGGAGCUGGACCAGAUCUCACGCGCCGAGGACGACCUCCGCCUCCUACAGACGUUUCUACACAGCUCCUCGUGGACUGACGCCUUUGACCUGAAAUAGUUGUUUUUGUGGGUCGACGGAUCAGCGGCUGCAAAACAAAUAGUUCAACGCUCUGGAAAAUACCCUUCGAAAGUAAACAGUUUGGAAAAAC